AUGUCUGGCCGCGGGAAGCAAGGAGGCAAAGUUCGCGCCAAGGCCAAGUCGCGCUCGUCGCGGGCCGGGCUGCAGUUCCCCGUGGGCCGUGUCCACCGGCUCCUCCGGAAAGGUAACUACGCGGAGCGGGUGGGGGCUGGAGCGCCCGUCUACAUGGCGGCCGUGCUGGAGUACCUGACGGCCGAGAUCCUGGAGCUGGCGGGCAACGCGGCCCGCGACAACAAGAAGACGCGCAUCAUCCCCCGGCACCUGCAGCUGGCCAUCCGCAACGACGAGGAGCUCAACAAGCUGCUGGGCAAGGUGACCAUCGCGCAGGGCGGGGUGCUGCCCAACAUCCAGGCCGUGCUGCUGCCCAAGAAGACUGAGAGCCACAAAGCUAAAAGCAAAUAAGCUUGCAGAGCAAAGCUGCUUCUGUUUUUCGCAACAUAACUUUAUAACCCAAAGGCUCUUUUCAGAGCCACCCACACAGUCAGAAAAGAGUUGUGUUGCUGUCUUCACAAAAGUACUUUGGUGCUAAGUCGUUUUUGUGUGCUGCUUUUGAUAGGGAGCUAAAAACAUGUUCCGUAAUAAUGUGUUAAAACUUUUGGCUUUCAUCUGAAGAGGAGUAAUGUAUUUGCUUUCUAACUCUUCAUCAUUUUUAAUAGAAGGAUGCUAAUCAUUGUGAUUUACUUAUUCUUUUGGGUCUUGUAAUGUGAUUGGUGCAACACUUAAUGUUGAAUCUGCUCAACUUUCAUGACUUUGCAGGCUACCUAUAGUGUGAAGUGUGUGUGUGGGGGGGUGUGCACCUAAAAGUCUGAAGGUGGAGUGGAAAAGAUGUGCAGCAUGAAAAUAAAUAGGGGACCAUCCCAAACCCAUAUAUCUAAAAAUGGUUUCCUUUGUAGGCAUUUGUUAUGUAAAAGAUGUAAAACUUCCCUGUGAUUUCACUUUAUUUAGAAAUUAAGUGAGAAACGCUUUAGGAGAAAUAGCUUAUUUUGAUCUAGAUCCUUAACUUGUCAGACCUGCCCUGUAAAGUGACAGUAUAGCAUCUUUCCAUUCAGAAGAUUUUAAUUCCCUGCAGCACUCAUAUAUUGCUGUUUUAAGUGGGAUUUUCAAACUUGCCACGCUUCGCUCCCUGUGCAUAGCUAUUUCUCAUGUUGUGUCAGUUAAUGGUGGGCGAUGUUAUUUGAACUAAUUUUCUGCAUUGUUGGCACAAGUAUCACCCAAGAGCACAAUGUUAAAGCUCUUUAGAUUCACUGUUAUAAAUUAUGAAAAGGACUGUCUAGUUGAUUCUUCUUGCUAGGGUGUUCCCAGAAGCUGCAGCUGAUGGUCUGCAGCACACUGCAUUGAGGCUGUAGCUCCCACCUGUGCAGCACCUCUGCCCUCCCCAUCCCCAGAAAAGGAGGAAUGCUCUGGGCUUGGAGGAAGGAAAAUACUACCUAUAGCAAGAUAGUAGCCCCUGCACCUCUUCUCCCAACCUGCGCAGCAGAGAGGCUUUAUAUGUAGGACUGUAUCAUGGCCAAAGUGGGACAUCAGGGGUCAUUUGUGGAGAGAAACAUAAAGGAAGAGAGGUGCCUGGAGGACCAGACUAGUCUGAUAUGGCAACAGCAUCUGUGCCUAAGGGUUCUGUUAGCAAGUGGAUGCAUUUAGUGCUGUAAUGCUUUCAUUAUGCUGUUCUAUCGAUCAUUACCUGCAGCUACAUAUCUCUUGGUACUGAUGCUUUUCUUCUUGAAAAACUGCAGUGAUGUAAAACACAUGAUUAAAAAGUCUUCUAUAUUUCCA
Messenger RNA from Grus americana (Whooping crane), 1758 nucleotides. RefSeq names its product histone H2A.J. The transcript has a single exon. NCBI's taxonomy places the organism in Eukaryota, Metazoa, Chordata, Aves, Gruiformes, Gruidae. Gene Ontology annotation, cellular component: nucleosome. The coding region runs from base 1 to 390 and encodes 129 amino acids. The record is from RefSeq and is a predicted model, not a curated record. Gene Ontology annotation, molecular function: DNA binding; structural constituent of chromatin; protein heterodimerization activity.